Molecule: messenger RNA, 8843 nt
Organism: Pygocentrus nattereri (red-bellied piranha)
Lineage: Eukaryota; Metazoa; Chordata; Actinopteri; Characiformes; Serrasalmidae
Product: signal-induced proliferation-associated 1-like protein 1
Exons: 21
Coding region: 459-5630 (1723 amino acids)
Biological process (GO): activation of GTPase activity; regulation of small GTPase mediated signal transduction
Cellular component (GO): cytoplasm
Molecular function (GO): protein binding; GTPase activator activity
Source: RefSeq, a predicted model, not a curated record
GGGGGCGGAUCCAACGGAUCGCAGUGAUCUCACCGCUCCAGCGACCGCGCCGUGCAGCUGGACGGAGUCGCAACUUUGAAGCAAACUUUCAACUCCCACCCGAGGAGAUAGCGGGGAUUUGGGGCGCGUGUGGCGGCGGACGAUUCCGGGAGAGCACGCUGCGGCUCCUGCGGGGCUCCUCCUGCUCGGAAACGAAACGACGGGGGAAACGCUGCUUAGUAUUUUGAUCAUGCCAGGCAGCGGUUGAAGAAGAGGGGAGUGGGGAAAGAAGUGUGGAAUAAGAUGAGGCAUCAUCAUUUUAAAGGACCACCAUGCAGGCAUGAAACCUAGUGGCUUUUGGGUAUGGAACCAAAGGAUUAAGACGAUUUUGCUGCUCUCAGCUGGAUGAAAGCCUGCAGUCUCUCCUUCUUCUGCAAAAAUGUGCCAUACUUGAGAUGCUCGCCUGGUGAGGAGUCACCAUGACGAGCCUUAAGCAUCCACCUUCUGAUCGGCCUGCUGUGGGGACGGUCAGUGCCUCUGAAGACUUUUACACUCGCACCUUACGCCUGACCAAUGGAGGGGCACUUGGGGUACGGCCAGAGAACCCUUAUCAAACAGGGGGCAUGCUUGGUGUACCAAAAAUGGGAGUCCGAGCUCGGGUCGCUGAUUGGCCUCCUAGAAAAGAUGGAGGAAAUUUGCGGCAUGGUAGUUCAGACACUGAGACUACAAGCUACGUGGGAGGCAGCUCAGGUGGUCACCCCAAACUUGGGCCUUUGAGUCCCGAAGACUCUUCUAUGCUUCACAACAUCCACAGGACUCUCCAGAGCAAGUUGCACCCAAACAAUUCUGGCAAUUCCACAGAAGCACACUUGCUCACAGUUAGUGACCACAGGGGUACUUCGCAACGCACUAGACGCAUCCGACAGCGUAGCAACAGUGACAUGACCUUAAGCGAGCUUGAUGGUAGUGGGGACAGUGGGGAAGAAUGGGGCUCUGUGGGAACCAAGUGGUCCCCGCUGCACCGGGAGUAUGGCAGCACCUCCUCCAUUGAUCAACAUGGAGUCUCCUCCUCUGCAGUCUCAGGGAACAGUUUCUUUGAGAUGCUGAUGAGCUAUCAAGGGGAGAAGCAAGACCAGCGUAGUCCAGCACCUGAAAGACUGGCAGAGCUGCUAACAGUUGAUCAUAAGCAGGAACUAGACUCAGGAGAGGACAUGAAAGAUGGGACACCUACUAGUCGGCUGAGGGAAAAACACCCAAAGAGACGGUCCAAAUCGGAGACGGGGGGCGAGUCCAUUUUCAGGAAGCUUCGCAGUGUGAGGUCAGAUGUGGAUUCUCCAAAAGUAGGUUCUGAUGUGGAGGAUGGACGUCUCGAAGACUCCAAGCCCCCUUUAAAGCCCUGGAUGUGCCAGAAAGGCUUUGCUCACUAUGAUGUGCAGAGCAUGCUGUUCAAUCUAAAUGAGGUGAUCCAGAACAGACAGAACUCUGCAGCUUCUCGCAAAAACACUACUUCUGGUGCCUCUGCUGCUUCAGCCUUUUCUGCCUCAGCAACCUCCACCCUAUCUUCAACCCACAGCCUACCCUACAGUUCCCCUGGUGGCAGCCAGGAAGAAUUGAACACUCGAGACAGCCCGUCUUUGGAUACAGUUGAUGAUGAGGGCAAUGGACUAGUGCUGAAUUGUCCUUGUUUCCGUACUGAAACUGGGGGCGACAUUAGACACAAGUUUGGACUCUUUUUACUAAGUGAGGUGAGUAUUGGGAACUCUAGGGUACAUGGAGGCGAAGAACCUACACUGAGCCUACACUGCAACAGUGCAGGAGUUGCUGUUGUCGAAGGUCCCAAAGAUGCAUCCAGCCUACUCAAUGACAGGGACAAGCAGUAUGUAGUUGAACAUGUGGAUCUUGGGGCGUAUUACUAUAGGAAGUUCUUCUACCUUAGAGAGCACUGGAACUAUUUUGGCUUAGAUGAAGCAUUGGGCCCUGUGGCAGUAAGCAUAAGGAGAGAGAAGCUAGAGGACGACAAGGAGCAUGGCCAGCAGUAUAACUACCGCAUUAUCUUCAGAACCAGUGAGCUCACCACCUUGCGUGGCUCUAUACUCGAGGACGCAGUGCCUUCCAGUGCUAAGCAUGGUACCACUCGAGGACUACCCCUUAAAGAGGUGCUGGAGUACCUUCUGCCAGAGCUGGACAUUUCCUGCCUGCGUCUUGCCCUCAAUAUUCCCAAAGUCACAGAGCAACUGAUGAAACUGGAUGAACAGGGGCUCAGCUUCCAGGUCAAGGUGGGAAUAAUGUACUGCCGUGCGGGCCAGAGUACGGAGGAGGAGAUGUACAACAAUGAAACAGCCGGUCCUGCUUUUGAGGAGUUCUUACAGCUGUUGGGAGAGAAAGUACGAUUAAAAGGAUUCGCCAAGUAUCGUGCCCAGCUGGACACCAAGACGGAUUCCACUGGAACGCACUCCCUGUACACAGCAUACAGGGACUAUGAGAUCAUGUUUCACGUGUCGACCAUGCUGCCCUACACUCCAAACAACAAACAGCAGUUGCUGAGGAAAAGACAUAUUGGGAAUGAUAUCGUCACCAUCGUCUUCCAGGAGCCGGGAGCUCAUCCCUUCACACCCAGGAACAUCCGCUCACAUUUCCAGCAUGUCUUCAUCAUCGUCCGUGUCCAUAAUCCGUGCUCUGACAGCACCUGUUACAGUGUGGCAGUCAGUCGCUCAAGUGAUGUGCCCUCUUUUGGUCCUCCCAUCCCUAAAGACGUGACCUUACCCAAAUCUACCGUCUUCAGAGAUUUCCUCCUGACGAAGGUCAUUAACGCUGAGAACGCAGCUCACAAAUCGGACAAAUUUGGUGCCAUGGCAACCCGGACACGCCAGGAGUACUUGCGGGACCUGGCAGAGCGCCAUGUCACCAGCACCCCAGUUGAGUCUUCUGGAAAGUUCCCCUUCAUCUCUCUGGCACACAAGCGGAAGGAGAGGAGUCGGCCCUAUGGGGGGGCGGAGCUCCGCAGUCUGGGUGCAAUCACGUGGGCAGUGCAUGUGGAGGACCAGAUCGCAGGAGCUGAGAGGGAGGGCCUUCUGGCCAUCUCCAAUGAGUUUGUCAUCAUACUGGACCAGGAAGCCAAAGCUCUUGUGUUCAACUGCUCUGUGAGGGACGUGAUUGGCUGGUCACUGGGUAGCCCCGCCUCAAUGAAGAUUUAUUAUGAACGCGGCGAAAGUGUCUCGCUGCGAUCCAUCAACAACAACACGGAGGAUUUCAGCGAGGUGGUCAAACGCCUGGAGCUGGUGACCAAAGGCAGUCAGACUAAAGAGAUGACCCUAAGGAGGAACGCUCUGGGCCAGCUUGGCUUCCAUGUGAACUUUGAGGGCAUUGUGGCUGAGGUGGAGCCAUACGGCUAUGCUUGGCAGGCAGGCCUGAGGCAAGGCAGCCGAUUGGUGGAGAUUUGCAAGGUGGCUGUGGCAACACUUUCACAUGAGCAGAUGAUUGACCUCCUGCGCACUUCUGUCACAGUUCGAGUGGUCAUCAUUCCUCCACAUGAGGACUCCACGCCACGCAGAGGAUGUUCAGAGAUAUACCACAUGCCGCUGGUGGACUACAAAAACCACAAGGAGGGGAUGCCUUACGAGUAUAAGUUCCCCUUUCGCAACAACAACAGCAAGUGGCCUCGGCCCAGCGCGGCUCCCCAGACUGCAGCUUCCUCUUCCCAGAACCGUAAUGUAAACCUGGGGACGACCCUCAGCAAAGCCCAGCCUUCAGACUACGCAAACAGGGGUUCACUCAUUCCACGCAGCGUGUCCAGCGAUGGACGUCCAUUGAACCCUAAAAGGUACUCUCCAGGUUCUGAUAAUUAUGCUCUGGCUUGUUCCAUCGUGAUGGGCCGAUCCCCCCACACUCGCAACUCCCCCAACAACCAGUCAUACUCCAGCGACACCAGCUCUGGCCACUGGCGUCAGAAGUCUGUACCAGAUGGGUUUAAUGCCAACCGCAACUCCCCACUAGUUGCUGAGCGUCAGAAUCUGAAAGAUGGUAUAAGGGUCCCUCCAAGCUGGGCCAGAGUGGUGGAGGGAGAAGGAUCCAGUAGGAACUCUGAUAGGACAUUAGACCCACCUCCGACAAAAGCAAAGCCAGUUUUGACGCACAUUGAUCAACACCAUAAAGACCACAACGCAGCUCUGUACCCCAACAGCUCUAAGAAUGAUGUUUCGUCCACCGGCCAAUCCAGCAGCAACACACUCUCUAGCAAUGCCUCAAGCUCCGGCCACAGUGAGGAGAAGUGGUAUGAUGUUGGUGGGAGGCCUGUCGCUCAGCCAGAGUUAGACCUGAAUGGGUUUGCGGUGGGUUACCUGCAAGGGGCUUCCAGUGACAGUGGCAUUGAUGCCUCGCCCUACGGACCCACAGUCAGGAGCUUGGACUCUGCCCCGAUCAGCAUCAUCUCCAAGCCCAAAGAGAAGGCCUCCGCUCACUGGGUUGAAAUCACUGAUCGGGCAGCUCCAGAGAUUGAAACCUCAGAGUCUCCUGGUCCCACAGACAUCACUGAAAACCAGUCUAAAAGCCCCCUGGGUCCAGACAUCAGUUCCCAGACACUCAGUGAUGUAGCCUCCCACUCCAGCACUCUGAGUUCAGCUCACUCGGGAAGUCCACUGAGCUCCACCCAGGAGGAGUCAGCCCCCUCUGCCUCGUCACCCACCCAUGCCUCUCUCUCUCCUGGUCCUAAGAGCUUCUACCCUCGCCAAGGAGCCACCAGCAAGUAUCUCAUUGGCUGGAAGAAACCUGGGAGCACAAUCAAUUCUGUCGAUUUUGGGAACAGUCGCAAGCGGCAUCAAAGUGAUGGGCAUUUGGGUGGGCAGCCCCAGCUGCGGGCCACAAUGAGGGUGACCCAGUCCCCUCAGCACGCUCCUAAAUCCACCGUAGAGGAAGACCUAAAGAAACUCAUCACUUUAGACAGCCCUCCACCCACCUGCAGCAAAGCUAAGCCUUUGUUCUCAGCGUCCACACCGUAUCCCCGCUCCCUGCAGCGCACCUUCUCUGACGAGAGCAUCUUCAGUGUCCAGAGGGAGCCCGUGUCUGGCAUACAGAGUGACAGCUUGUUCGGCCGCUCGACCAUGCCGCGCUCGCCCACCUCACGCAGCGCCCCACUGCGGCAAAACUCCUACACGCAGGGAGCAAAGUCUCUGGGAGACCUUACAUCCACAGACAGCAGUGUUUUUGAGCAAGAGCCACGCAGACAGCCCCUGCAGGAACCCCCUCUCAUCCCCCUUCCAGACGCCAGUGCAGACAGUGGCCUCGACUGGUCUGACCUGGUGGAUGCAGCGAAGGCCUUUGAAGUUCAGAGAGCAACAUUCCUGGCGGCCAAAGAUGCCAGGUCAGAAGCGCUCACCUCAAGCUCCCAAAAGGCUGAGCUGCAGACUGCUCCACAGCAGCACGUCUCACCCAGUGAUGGUCCUGCCUGCCUGAUUGGGAAGGUCACUCAGCUGGAGUCGAUGGUGAAACUGCUGCAGGAGGACCUCAAAAAGGAGAAAGAUGCUAAGGCCUCCUUGCAGGUCCAGAUUCAGAGCCUGAGGGCGGACAAUCAGCGCCUGCAGGAGGAAUCUCAUAAUGCUUCAGCUAAACUCAAGAAAUUCACAGAGUGGGUUUUCAACACCAUCGACAUGAACUGACUAAAUACCCACAACACAGUAUGAUUUUAAAAAUGAGCAAACUCAAUCACAGGGGAGUAGGGAAUCACAGAAUUUCGGCAAUUCAAUAGGACUGAAAACAGUAGUUACUUGAAAUGUUCUGAGUCAUGACAAGAGACCUGCAUGUCCUCCUUGCCUCCUGAAAUCCGGUCGAUAUCUGUGCAUGCCUCUGUGUUCUAGUUGCCCAAGGACUUUGGGCCCUGUUUUCCAUGGUGCCCUAUCUGACCAGACAAAACAAUAUUGUUCCAGUUUAUCUCAAGAAUUGCUGUUGUCACUUUUUGGUAUUCAUUACAUCGUCCAGCAUCACAAUUUUUCACUCCUCUUCAGGGGCCACAUUUAUCAAAAUAGGCAUAAAACAUACGGCCACCAGAACAACAGAGACGAGAUGCCAUUUCACCCAGCGGUUAAUUUCAGUAAUUAAGAGUAGUUCUAAAUGUACACAUGUUGACACACACAAGAAAACAAUUUUCUUAGAUUAUAUGCGUAAAAACUUGUGUAUGCACAGUUUACACAGGUUUGACAAAUUAGACCACUGAAUCUAUUCAUUGAUGAGUCCUUACACACUAUUAAUUUGAUGGCCUUGAUGCAAAACUCUUUGGUCUCUAAAAGUUGACCGAGUGGCAUAAUAUCAUAAGGAAAUCAUGGAGUGUCUUUUGAGGCAAACAUGCUUCGAGGCCUGUCACGAUCCUGAAAUUUUAGCUGACAAAUAUAAUUACUAUUUUAUAGGCCUCAUUCGCCAAUAUCUUCCUACGUUUUUUCCUAAUUUUGUUCUUGGGAAAGGUCCCAAGAAAAGGUCUGUCAGAUUCAUGACGUGUUCCUAAAGCACAGAACUGUUUGCUCCUUUGUGCUCUUGAGUGUGUGAAGAUUCUGUUCUUACCUAAGAACAAAUCCCAAAUAAGACAACAUUGGUGAAUGUCAGAAUCUUUGUGAAAACGUGAAAUGUGGGUUUUAAGAAGAUUUUUUUUUUUUGAGAAUGGUUGGUGAAUGAGGCCUAAUAUUUGGAUCUUUGUACAAACUAUCAAAGUAGUGAGGUGGGGUAAUUGGCUGCUUAGCUAUCUUGCUUCCUACCUGUCAGAACGUAGUAGCUCCCAGUUGUUGACAGACAGAGAUCAAACAUUCCUCAGCGCUGUUGUCUAAAGGUGUUCUGAACAAACAUCAAAUAGACAAAUAUUGCUCCCUGCUGCCCUCUAAAGAUGCUACAGCACCAGUACAAAUUUUUGGGGCUCUGAAGUGGCAUAACUGUCUAAGUGUUGGCCUUAUUGUUGGAACAUCCCAGGCAAUGCUACAGCCAUCUGUGGCUGAGAGUCCAAGAGAGCAUAAUUGGCUUCACUCAUGGCCCUCCCUUUCUCCAGUCACUUGGCACAGUGAUGUCCAACUUAAGCUUCUCUUAGCUAACAUAGCAGAAUUGGUAAAUGGUGUUCUUCAACAAGUGUGUUAAGCUUUCCAGUGAUGUUGGAUUAGCUACACUUUGAAAAGAUACAGUAGUGUCAUGGAGGAGGUAUUUCAGCUGCUACCUAGGUCUCCUGUAGUCACCCUCUCAGCUUGGUGGCAUUGUGUGAUAGGGGGAGAUCUAGGUAGAUUUUGGCAAAGACUAAACUGGGGAGGUAGUUAACUUCUGUUGGAAGACUCAUGACGCAUCUUGCGUGUGCUUUCUGUAUUUGUCUCAACCCAACAGGAGCACAUCAAAUACACAUUAUAUUUGUUUGACCAAACAUAUAAUUUUAAAACAGCUGUGGAAACUAAUUGCAGUCAGCACAAGUAUCAAGCGGUUAUCUAAAAAUUGUAACAGACCUACAUGAAUUCAUUACCAGUGAGAACAGUUCAGGGUACUUUUUUCUAGGUUCAGUAAAUUGUAGCUAUAUAAAAAGGGUCUUUGUUUACCAACUAUAUUAAAAAUAACCUGAGGGCUGAGGGCACCAGUUGUUUGGGACUUAAAUUCAUGCCAAUAGAAGUCAUUGUGGAUCACAUCCUGUUAAUCUAUUUUAGGCAGUUACCAGAAAUUUAGAUUCAGACAAGGAACUAUGUAUGAACAUUCAUGUGACUACUUGUUAUGUAGUCAGCCAUUGGCUGCUUUGCUGACUGUUGUGUUGGCUUAUUAAUGGUUGAGAAAGGGAACUGUCUUACUUUUAAGUCCUAUUGGAGAAAAUAUUGAAAGGGUUAAGGGACAAAGUCCCUCUUUCUUCAUCUGCAAACGAUUACACUCUUUCAGAUGUUCUCUGUCUAAGUCAAUUCUGAUGGCAGUGAAGAUUUGAUGUCUAAGAAAGUUUACUUGUUUUGUGUAUUUGUGUUGGGAAGAAAACAAGGACAUUCUGAACAUUGAGGUACCUGUGCUCAGUGAAACUCCGUAAUGCUCCAGAGUCCACUGGUUAUUUGAGUUGACCACUCUGAAAUAUUUACGAUUAAACAUUUGAUCAGUAACCUUAUGUGUAAGAUGACCUUCUGUAUAUUAUUUGCGGUAUUUGAUGUAAAAUAAAAUGUUACUGACAAUGAAAAAAAGAAAAGAAAAACUUUGGUGCCAUACGGUGAAUAUUUAUAUCGAACUGUGUAUAACUACAAAUAAAUAAACGGCAUCCCUUGUACAUUUGCCAUACAAAAAGAAAACCUAUUUUGAAAAGUUUUAUUUAUUGGUUACAGUCAUUUUCAAAUGUAUUAAACCAUCAUAAGGUGUACGGACAGUGGAGAUGCAGCAGAGCUCUAUAAGUAAUAUUGAACUGGAAGGUUUUAUUUUGUUCAUUGUUUGUUUUUGUAUUUUGUUGAUUUGUGGAUGUGCACAGCAUUUCCUUCUGUUAAAGAUGCCACAUGAACUGGACUAUGAGAACUACAAUCAUUCAUAACUGGAUUUUUGUAUUACUAUACCCAAAAAAUGUCUCACAUCUUUUGCUUCAUUUUAUUGUAGCCAGGUUGCAACUCUCCAAAACGCCAAGAAGAUUUUCGUGGAAGUUAACUCCUUUGUUAUCGUGCUUGAAAGGAGAUAUGGUUUACGUUUCUUUUAAAGUGGUCUUUUUUUAUUUUAAUAGUUGCUCUCCUAAUAGAGCUUAUUUUCUGUUGUCUGGAAUCUUCCGUACUCUCUACAGACAUGACUGGAUCCUCUUUCCUGUUGGAAACUUCUUCUUUGACGUGCUGUAGCAUGUUGUAAUAUUUCCCUUGACCUUUGAUGUGUAAAGACAUUUAUUCCAUUAAAAAUUAUUUUGGGCA